AUGAAACUGCUCUACUCUAAUAUAUUAUUGUUCGCUCUUGCAUUAAAUAUAUUGUUAACAUCAUAUUAUGCACAUAAUAAAAAUAAACCAUCCAUCACACCACAUCAUACACGAACUACUACGUCACGAUUGUUAAGCGAAUGUGACACAGAAUCGUCAAUUUAUGAUAGUGAUGAGGAAAUCAAUUCAGUGAAGGAAAUUUUCGAACGACAAACAUCACGACGUUUUGAAGAAUACGAAGAACGUAUGAUAACACAACGACAAAAAUAUAAAGAACAACGUGACAAAGAUAUACAAAAAAUUAUUCAUAAAGAUAAAAUGGAGAAAAACUUAGCAGAAAAAAUAGAAAAAGGUUGUCUUAGGUGUGGAUGUGGGCUAGGAAGUGUUGCAGGAAGUAUUGGAUUAUUUGGUGCGGUUGCUAUAAAUAUAUGGAAACCUGCGGCACUUGAUGCCGCUAUUGCGAAAGCUAUAACUGAGGGUACUGCUAAUAUUUCGGCUGCAGGUGUUAAGGCAGGUGAGGCUACAGGUAAGGUAUUAGUUAUUUCAGGAUUAAAAAAAAUGGGUAUAUCAACUCUAGGUGGUAAGAAUUUGGAAUCCUAUUUUGCUACAACAUCUUAUAAAAAAGUCGCAAGCAUUGCUCAAGCUGUUUAUGAACAACAUUUUGAGAAAUGUGAAUUUGGUUAUUUAAAGGAGGGGUUCACCCCUGUCGGUGAUCCUAGCCGUGAUAUUCAUUUUUGCCAGUCGGUGUGGCAACAAACUUCAGUUGUAUCAAAAACAGGACACUAUAUUUCACCUAAAGAUGUUAUAAAAAGAACUGUAGAAACUAUGGUGUCAAAGGCCGAAGGACCUGCUAAUGCAGCCGCUGAGUUUGUUAAAGCCACUGAAACAGCAACAAUUAAAGCAGCAGAAGAGAAAACUAUAGAAACUGCAAGUACACAGUUGUACAGUGCAAUUGGUUACUCAAUCCUUGCCAUAUUAAUUAUAGUUUUAAUUAUGUUGAUAAUAUAUUUAAUUUUACGUUAUCGUAGAAAAAAAAAAAUGAAGAAAAAAGCCCAAUACACAAAAUUAUUAAAUGAAUAA
Molecule: messenger RNA, 1080 nt
Organism: Plasmodium falciparum 3D7
Lineage: Eukaryota; Apicomplexa; Aconoidasida; Haemosporida; Plasmodiidae
Product: rifin
Exons: 2
Coding region: 1-1080 (359 amino acids)
Source: RefSeq, a predicted model, not a curated record